UCUCUAUCCGCCGCCGUCUCUGUGGUCGCCGGGGCCCCGCCCCUCCCGGGCCGGCCGCGAGCGCCUCGGACUCUGCCCGGAGCCGACCCGGGGACCGCAGUGAUCGCUCGCUAGUAGGACUCGGGGUCAUGGCGGUCCCGGGGCCCGCGCCUGGAGCCGGCGCCAGGCCCAGGUUAGAUCUGCAGUUUCUGCAGCGGUUCCUGAGGAUACAGAAGGUUCUGUUUCCCUCGUGGUCAGCGCAGAACGUCCUGAUGUUCCUGACCCUCUUAUGUGUGGCCCUGCUGGAACAACUGGUCAUCUACCAGGUUGGCCUGAUCCCCAGUCAGUACUACGGGGUCCUGGGGAGCAAAGACUUGGAUGGGUUCAAGGCCCUGACGUUCCUGGCUGUGGUGCUCAUCGUUGUCAACUCCUCGCUGAAGAGCUUUGACCAGUUCACCUGCAAGCUGCUGUAUGUGAGCUGGAGGAAGGACCUCACCGAGCACCUGCACCGCCUCUACUUCCGGGGCCGCGUGUACUACACCCUGAACGUGCUGCGGGAUGACAUCGAUAACCCGGACCAGCGCAUCAGCCAGGACGUGGAGCGGUUCUGCCGGCAGCUCAGCAGCAUGGCCAGCCAGCUGAUCAUCUCCCCCUUCACCCUCGUCUACUACACUUACCAGUGCUUCCAGAGCACAGGCUGGCUUGGGCCCGUGAGCAUCUUCGGGUAUUUCAUGCUGGGGACCAUGGUGAACAAAACUCUGAUGGGGCCCAUUGUGACGAAGCUGGUGCAGCAGGAGAAGCUGGAGGGCGAUUUCAGGUUCAAGCACAUGCAGAUUCGGGUGAACGCAGAGCCUGCUGCUUUCUACAGAGCUGGGCACGUGGAGCACAUGAGGACCGACCGCAGGCUGCAGAGACUCCUGCAGACCCAGAGGGGGCUGAUGUCCAAGGAGCUCUGGCUGUACAUCGGCAUCAACACCUUUGACUACCUUGGCAGCAUCCUGAGUUACAUUGUCAUCGCAAUCCCCAUUUUCAGUGGGGUCUAUGGAGACCUGAGCCCCACAGAGCUUAGCGCGCUGGUCAGCAAGAACGCCUUUGUGUGCAUCUACCUCAUCAGCUGCUUCACCCGGCUCAUCGACCUGUCCACCACGCUCUCAGACGUGGCCGGGUACACUCACAGGAUCGGGGAGCUUCAGGAGGCCCUGCUGGACAUGUCCUUGAAGUCACAGGACUGCGAGAUCCUGGGCGAGAGCCAGUGGGACUUGGACAACCCCCAGGCCGGAAGUGAUGUCUCCAAAGAGAAGCCCCUCCCCAUGGCCUUCUCUGACCCCAGGGCCCCUGGGUGGCCAGCAGCAGAGCCCGCAGACGUGGCCUUUGUCCUGGAGCGGGUCUCCGUCUCCGCCCCCUCAUCCGACAAGCCACUCAUCAAGGACCUGAGCCUGAAGAUCUGCGAGGGCCAGAGCCUGCUCAUCACGGGCAACACGGGCACGGGCAAGACCUCCCUGCUGCGGGUGCUGGGCGGCCUGUGGGCCAGCUCGCGGGGCUCGGUGCAGAUGCUGGCGGAGUUUGGGCCCCACGGGGUACUGUUCCUGCCACAGAAGCCGUUCUUCACCGACGGGACCCUGCGGGAGCAGGUGAUUUACCCGCUGAAGGAGAUCUACCCGGACUCAGGUUCUACUGAUGAUGAGAGGAUCCUAAGGUUCUUGGACUUGGCAGGCCUGUCCAGCUUGGUGACAAGGACAGACGGUCUGGACCAGCAGGUGGAUUGGAACUGGUACGAUGUCCUGUCUCCAGGGGAGAUGCAAAGACUCUCCUUCGCCCGGCUCUUCUACCUGCAGCCAAAGUACGCAGUUCUCGAUGAAGCCACCAGCGCGCUGACGGAGGACGUGGAGGGCGAGCUCUACCGCAUUGGCCAGCAGCUGGGCGUGACCUUCAUCAGCGUGGGCCACAGGCGCAGCCUGGAGAAGUUUCACUCCUUGCUUCUGAGGCUCUGUGGAGGAGGAAGAUGGGAACUGAGCAGACUCAAGGCGCCAUGAGGCUGAGGACGGGACUGGCCCCGGGCAGGCCAGCUGAGCUCCCGGUGGGUGCACGGCAGGCGAGGCCUAUGGGGGAGCCCUGGCCGGGGCGGCCCAGGGACAGGCCUCCAUGCUUGAAGUGCUGAUUCCUUACACAUUACUUCAGCCCCUGUUGGCUGAAGGAAAAUCGGAGCGUGUGGGAUCAUGAGGAAUUUGCAGGGUCAGGGUGGAAAGAAUACUGGCCCUGGAGUGAAGAGAUUCAGCUCAGGUUUGCAACUGUAAUGAACUGACCAUGGAAAUUUUAUAUAAAAAAGUAUUUUUGCA
Oryctolagus cuniculus (rabbit) is the source of this 2315-nucleotide messenger RNA. RefSeq names its product ATP binding cassette subfamily D member 4 (gene ABCD4). NCBI's taxonomy places the organism in Eukaryota, Metazoa, Chordata, Mammalia, Lagomorpha, Leporidae. Gene Ontology annotation, biological process: very long-chain fatty acid catabolic process; long-chain fatty acid import into peroxisome; peroxisome organization. The record is from RefSeq and is a predicted model, not a curated record. Gene Ontology annotation, cellular component: peroxisomal membrane. Gene Ontology annotation, molecular function: ABC-type transporter activity; long-chain fatty acid transmembrane transporter activity; ATP binding.